Molecule: messenger RNA, 1713 nt
Organism: Exserohilum turcica Et28A
Lineage: Eukaryota; Fungi; Ascomycota; Dothideomycetes; Pleosporales; Pleosporaceae
Exons: 1
Coding region: 1-1713 (570 amino acids)
Biological process (GO): tRNA processing
Molecular function (GO): tRNA (uracil(54)-C5)-methyltransferase activity, S-adenosyl methionine-dependent
Source: RefSeq, a predicted model, not a curated record
AUGGCUUCCUCCGCAGACAAUGUUGGCCCUAUUGAGAGCAAUGGCGCAAAAAGACAUGCCGAGACGCCUCUGCGCAGCGAGGAAGGCUCACGAGGAAACUACAGAUUCAGGAAUAAGCGAAUGAAGAACGGCCAUGCCGAGCAGAGCAAGAUACUAAAGACUAACGGCACCAACGAAGAGGUCUUGCUGGAGGAUGUCACAGCGCUCAUCAAAAACUUCAAGCUAGAAAGAGAUGGGAAGGAGACGUCAACCCGGCUCCCUGAAAAGUUCAAAGAGAUCACAGUUGAGAUCAAGGAAAUAUCGUCCACCGGAGAUGGCCUUGGAUUUCAGCAAGGCUCAGACUCGGACCAAGUCUACGUUGUGCCUUUUAGUGCACCAGGCGACGUCGUGACCGCGCGUCCUCACAAGCACUUUGAAAAGGAAAAGUACUCCAUGGCCGAUUUUGUCGAUGUUGUCACGCCGUCGCCUCACCGCGACUCGUCUUUGGUCAAGUGCCCAUACUUCUCCAGCUGCUCGGGCUGCCAGUUCCAGAUGCUGCCAUACGACUUCCAAUUACAGCACAAGAAGUCUAUUGUCCAGAAGGCCUACAAACACUUUUCCAACCUGCCGCCUGAGCUCAUACCCACUAUUGGCGACACCAUUGGCUCACCUUUGCAAUACGGAUACCGCACAAAACUUACUCCGCACUUUGACGGCCCACCAGAUGCUCGGCGAAGCGAUGGCCGAAACGGUAUCAAACGCACGUUCAAAGAAGUACCACCCAUCGGCUUCAUGAAGAAAGGAACCAGAAACACCAUUGAUAUAGAAGACUGUCCCAUCGGCACCGACGCCGUUCGUGCAGGCAACAAGCGUGAACGCAGACGCGUCGUCGAUACCAUCGACAAGUACCACAAAGGCGCGACGCUCCUCCUCCGAGAAAGCACGACCCGGAUACCCAAAUCAGAAUACGACGUGACCAAAGAAGAAGACCAAGACGCCGUCAUCGAAGACCGAGGCGACCACAUCCACCGCAAGAUCUGCGUGACAGACCCCAAUGCAAAGUCGACCGAAUACGUCGACGACUUCCAGUUCGUCAACCCCGCGGGGUCCUUCUUCCAAAACAACAACAGCAUUCUCCCCGUCUUCACCCAGUACAUCCGCGAGCACAUUCUCCCCUCGACCCCCGGCCACAAAAUCACGCACCUCAUCGACGCCUACUCCGGCUCCGGACUCUUCACUAUUACUCUCUCUAGCCUAUUCAAGACUUCGCUGGGAAUCGACAUUUCCUCGUCAAGCAUAGAGUCUGCAACCACGAAUGCGCGUCUGAACAAUCUCCCCGAAAGCUCGGCGCGAUUUAUUGCUGCUGAUGCUGCGCGCCUCUUUGCGUCUAUCAAGUCCCCCGCCGACGAAACAGUCGUCAUGAUUGAUCCGCCGCGCAAAGGCUGCGAUGAGUCUUUUCUGCGCCAGCUGGUGCAGUAUGGUCCUGCCAGAGUCGUUUACGUGAGCUGCAAUGUGCAUACGCAAGCUAGGGAUGUUGGCGUCUUGGUCGGUGGCAUGACGGGCGUAGAUGGCGGAUUUGGAAAGGGCCAGGGUUGCUACGAGAUUGAGAGUCUGAGGGGCUUUGACUUUUUCCCUCAGACGGGGCAUGUGGAGGGUGUUGCUGUGCUGGCGAGGAAGACAGCAACGGGUGAAAAGGCUGAUGGGUCACAGAACGGUGAGGUGAUGAUGGACUAG